AUGUCGUCAAAUAUAAAAAUUCCACCUGAUAGGGGAAAAAAUAAUAUAAUAUAUGAAACUAUUGUAUCAAAUCAAAAUGACGAAAAUAGAAUGGAAACGGAUUUAGAUGAUAGUACCGAUGAUAAUCAGGUAGCAAAAAAACACAAAAUAGAUAACGAAGAUAAAAACGUAAGUGAAAACAAUAUAAAUAAUGGGAAUAUGGUAAACACAAUAAUUGAAAGAGUUAGUAAUAAAUAUAGUAAUGGAGAUCAGGGACCUUAUUAUGUAUUUAUACAAAAUAAAGAAGGAAAUAUAGGCAGGUUACACAAAAUUGGAACAGCUAGAUUAAUUUUAAAUGCAGUGCCGGAGAUAAAAGAUAAUAUAAUAAAUAUUUCAUUUAUAGGAAUAAAUAAAAUAAAAGUAGAAUUAAAUAAUUUUUAUAGUGCUAAUAAAAUUAUAGAUUCAGAAAUAUUAAAAACAAAAAAUUACGAUGUAUAUAUUCCUAACUUUUUUGUCCAAAAAAAGGGCGUUAUUAAGCAGGUCGAUAUAGAUAUAACUGAGGAAGAAUUAAAAAAUAUAAUCAAACCAGAAUACGGACAAAAUAUUAAAAUAGAGUAUGUCAAAAGGAUGUUUCGAAGAGAUGAACACAAGCAAUUAAUACCUACAGGUACUAUUAUUGUUACUUUCAGAGGGCAAAUGAUACCAAAAAAAGUCAUUAUAGAGAGGCUUAGAUACGAAGUAGAAAUGUACAUCCCCAAGGUUACUCAAUGUUUGAAUUGCUUACGCUAUGGCCAUGUAGCUAUGCAAUGUAAGGGUAAGGUCAGGUGUAAAUAUUGUGGGGAUAAUCAUGAUCAAGAAGCUUGCGAAUUACGAAAUAAUCCAAAUUGUAUAAUGUGUGGGGGCGAACACAACGCUACGGAGCGAACUAAAUGUCAGGAAUACAAUAAUCAAAAAUCUAUUAAAGAAAAAAUGGUUAUUGAAAAUAUAUCAUACAAUGAGGCGAAACAAAAACAUAAAAACAGUUACGCAACGGCAAUAAAAAACAAGUCGGCGGGAUCUCGAUACACGGUAACAAAAAAAUCAAAACCAAACGAAUAUGUUUCUACAAAAAGCGUAAUAUCACAAGAACAUAGGGAUAUUUUGGAAAUUCCAAGCGUAGCUUCUCAGACGGUAUUACUUCAAUCAGCAUGUCAUGCAAAUAAUUCAAUAGAUAUGGUUGGCGAAGACUGUAAAGGUUUCACAGUAUAUCCACAGUUCAUGUUUUAUCCUAUACCCUAUCAGUUUUGGAAUAAAUAUUUCGAUGAAAAAUCCUUAAAUGAAGUUCUGAACAUCACAAAAGAUAGUUAUAUUCUGCAUAUUUGGAAUAAACUAAGUAGCACACGUAGAUUACCAUUAACAUCCAACGCACCGUACAUAAAUUUAGCAAGAAAAUAUUGUCCCAAAGUUAUUGAUGCUUGCAGUACAGAUUUUUAGUUUUAGUUGUGAUUUAAAUAUUGUUUUAGAAAUAUUAACUAAUAGCACUAAAGAAAUGGGGAUUUCAUAAUAACAGUAAUAUUUAAUAUUCUUAAAUGUAAAGAAAAAGUGAUCGCUCACUUUUGCAAUGCCCUUGUGAAAGUGGAUAUUAAAAAAACAUGCUCGCCCGAGUUUUUGAGGAUGCUAUAAAUUAAAGUAGUACUACUGUAAGAGGUAAAAUCCCUCUCGUAGCGGCGCUUUUGAUGUUUCACGUUCAUAUUUUGUGUUCUUCUGUGCUUGUCAUCUGAUUUCAGGUACUCUGGACACUUUUAACAUUGUAUAAAGAACUAUAGUAGGAUAAUCGCCAUGUAAAAGUUAUUGGAGGCAAUCGCGCCUGACAUCUAUUGGUACAAUUAUUGAACUAACGAUUUUAUUUACUGGUUAGAUACGCCCUCUACGUCAGAUGUUAGAACUUUAUAAGUGACAAUUCCGUCAAAUUAAUUGUCAAUAUAUAUAUAUAUAUAUAUGU
This is a messenger RNA of Psylliodes chrysocephalus, 1960 nucleotides long. Lineage: Eukaryota; Metazoa; Arthropoda; Insecta; Coleoptera; Chrysomelidae. The record is from the annotation of a GenBank genome assembly.